Molecule: messenger RNA, 3496 nt
Organism: Toxotes jaculatrix (banded archerfish)
Lineage: Eukaryota; Metazoa; Chordata; Actinopteri; Toxotidae
Gene: alg13
Product: ALG13 UDP-N-acetylglucosaminyltransferase subunit
Exons: 25
Coding region: 9-2816 (935 amino acids)
Biological process (GO): protein deubiquitination
Molecular function (GO): cysteine-type deubiquitinase activity
Source: RefSeq, a predicted model, not a curated record
GCGGAGGGAUGCAGAAAGGCCUGAAGAAGUACUUCGUCAACAUGGACGAGUACCUGUCCAGUCUGGGACUCUACAGGAAGAUGGUGGCGCGGGACGCGUCCAGCCUGUUCCGAGCCGUGUCAGAGCAGUUGUAUUACUCUCAGAACUACCAUCAGAAGAUCCGUCAGGACUGUGCCAACUUCAUGAGAGCCAACAGAUGCAACUUUGAACCAUUCGUUGAAGGCUCGUUUGAAAAAUAUCUGGAGCGUCUGGAGGACCCGAAGGAGACGGUGGGUCAGGUGGAGAUCAAGGCUCUGUCUCAGCUCUACAGGCGGUGUUUCCUGAUCUAUCGUUACCCGGGGAAACCAGCCACAGUGAUCUCAGAGGAUGACUUUGUGGACAAGGUGACACUGUGUUGCUCCAUCAACGGUCACUAUGACAUCGUUUACCCGAGGAGUUACCCCGCCUCUGCCGCCCUCUGUCAGUCUCUCCUGUAUGAGCUGCUCUACACUCAGGUGUUUGGGGUGGAGGAGGCGGAGCUCUGUCAGGCCAUGGAGGCCUUCAGGAAUGGAGGCCGUCGCUAUAGAAACAGUCCAUCAGUGUGUAGUGAUGUUGACAUUGGCUAUGACACACUCGAGGACCGAGGACAAAGGGAGGAGGCAGAGUCAGGUGGAGCUGCUGAGGAGAAACCCAGAGCUGCUACGGACAACACAAAGCCUGCUGCAGAAGCUCCGCCCUCCUCCAGACUCUCUCUGCCCUACAAAGUCAUGAAGUCUCUGGACGGAGAAGUUUACAGGAACCUGGAGUUUGACGUGUGGCAGGACACCUGCAAAGAGAUGCAGAAGACAGACUACAUGGUGUUUGCAGGGAGACAGUACUUCCUGGGAGACAAGUGUCAGGUGCGUCUCGAGCCGAAGGGGAAGUACUACAACGCCUUCAUCCAGGAAGUAGGAACGCACUCAUCAGCUGUCACCGUCUUCAUCGAGGAGCUGGGAGAGAAACACCUGGUUCCUCUGACUGAUCUGAAACCAGUGAAUCCAGUUCCUGCGUGGAACGUUGCUGCUCCGGUGAGGAAAGGCGAUCUGGAUUCAGACUCUCGUGGUCAGCGUCAUCACCGCCAUCGUUACUACAGGAAGUCUCGGGGCAGCAGCGGGAUGAAGGGAGCAGAGCUGCUGAUACCACAGCCCUCUUCAUAUGGAGGCCCCGCCCCCACCACCCUACCGCCUCGCUUCCAGCCAGCAGGUCACCCCCGCCCAGCCCCUCCCCUGUCGCCUGGAGCAAUGGCCUAUGACCCUUAUGCCCCCCCGCACCACCACCACCCCCCUACAGCUAGGCCACCUCGCUACGGGGCGUCCAGAAGCUCAACCCGUUUCCUGAACCGUCACCUGAUUGGUCCACAGCUGACCUAUUACCACCCCGGCAGACGAUAUUACCACGACUACGAGAACUACGCCUUCAGGUCACGUCGUAGCCGGCGUCAGCUGGUGGCAGCUCUGAACAAAGAGUGUCAGUUUGGUUUCCCGGCGGAGGCGGUGGAGGAGCCGGCUGAUCUGGAUGCAGCCAUUGCAUAUUACCAGCUGGACGACGGCAGCGACGCCGUCUUCCCUCCGCUGCCGGGCCCUGCUGUGGCCCCACCCCCCACCAUGGGGCCCCCUCCGCCCGGCUCCUCCUACAGAGUUCAGAGAGGCUCGGGGCCCCUCCCCCCCGCGCCUCCACCCGGAAACACCCCUGUUUGCUCAUCAGAGGAGGAUCAGGAGGACGCGAGCACCGUGGAGGACCAGGCUGAGUACACCGAGGACUACGUCUACGCUCAGGAUCAGAGCUACCAGGCGCCAGGUGUUUACACCGCUCCUGAACCCGCCCCCAACCAGGAUGAGCAGGAAGGAGGUGCAGCUGACUCUCCACCAAGACCAGACAUGACCUACAACUACACACAGCAGGUGGUGAAGCCAUUAGCUGUCAUCUGCUCCUCACCCUCCUCUUCCUCCUCCUCACCCUCUUCUCCAUCAUCUCAUGUACCAGCAGCUGCUCACCUGCCGCCACCUGCACACACGCAGCCACGCUCAGCUGCCAUGGCGAUCCCAGCUGCCUCUCCCUGGUUGGUUAACGAGCUGGGCGAGCCUCUUUGCACCGUGGUGGCUCCACCCCCUUACUCCUACGACCCAAACGGCAGUGAUUUACCCAGAGACAGCAGAGUCCUCCAGUAUUACUUCAACUUAGGAGUCCAGUGGUAUCAUCAGAGCUGCUGGCAGCAGCAGCAGCAGCAGCAGACGUACCCUCCCACCUCCUCUGAGGCCUCCUACACCUACCAGCAUUACCCCCCCUACCUGAGCCAGGACCCCCUUCAUGGUGUCCCUCAGUCCUACACUGAGACAGGUCGAAGCGCCCAUCAGCCCCCCUCCUCCUACCCAGAAUCCACCAGAGCAGGAGAUGGACAGACAGAUGGACAUGGCAGUGGCCCCGCUCCAUCUGUGGAAGGUCCCUCCCCCUCAUCCAUCAGCUCCGCCCCUCCGGGCUCCUCACCCUCCCCUGCUCUCUUGUACCCAGACCAGACGCCUCUCCCCCCUCCCCCGAUGAUGCACCUGCCAUAUGAAGCUCCGCCCCCGGCCACCUACCUGCCUUCUGCCCCUCAUCCUGCUCAUCCUCACCAAACCCAUCUCCCACAUCACUCCCCUUACCACUGCCUCCCACCACCCACCCACUGGGGGACACUCCAGACAGGAGGCCACGCCCCACGAAUUUACUGCCCCGCCCCCAACCCCACACACGUGGUUGGUUACAUUACAGCCCCGCCCCCCCACCAUGCAGCCACACACUACAUCCCCCCAACCAUCUAAGACACACAUCCUGGUUUUCCCCACUGCUGGUUUCCAGAGGAUAAACCAGAGGAAGGACCUGAAAAUUUCAGAAUAAAAAAAAUUAUAAAAAAAAAAAAAUAACAUUAAAAUGAAAAGAAAAAGAAUGUGGUAAUAAUGUUUUUCCUGUAGCGGGGUGUUAGCAUGUUACUUUCACUGGAAACUGUAAGACUUCUGCACAUAUUAGCGAUUAGCGGUUAGCUCAGGGCUAAAUCACCUUUUUCAGUUUUUUUGUUGACAAAAUGUUUUAUUUUCCGCCCUGAAAGGCCUCAGGUACAGCCCACCUCUGCCUCAGAGUCACUUCCUGUUUGAAAUGUUCCGGUGUUACGUCGUCUGUUAGUUGUCAAACUUGUUACUGAGCAGCUCAUUUAAGUAAAUACGUCCUUUUACCACGGCAACAUGGUGGACAGCAUCACAGGUUGUUGUAGGCAGGUGUGGAAGGAGUGGACGCAGCUGCCUGAGAAAAACGACUGAUUCUUGUGUUUUGUUUGGUCAGGUGGUUAAUUGAGUUUAUUGUUGGGUCAUCUGCCAACCAAUCAGAGAGAGAGGAGGGGCUGCGGGGCGUGGUCAGUCCCUGUCUGUUAACCAGGGGAUGUAUUUAUGUUGAUGUUAUGUUCAAACUGGAGACAGUGAUUUGUUUUUGGGAGAAUAAAGUUUGUUUU